Molecule: messenger RNA, 1236 nt
Organism: Symbiodinium natans
Lineage: Eukaryota; Dinophyceae; Suessiales; Symbiodiniaceae
Source: the annotation of a GenBank genome assembly
AUGGAGGCCUGCAGAUCGAGGGCUACUGCCUGCUGCCAUGGCGGUUUUAAGCUGUGGCAAUGCCCCAGAUACAACCUGGACACGCGAGAGCAGCGACUUGCCCUUCUUUGCAUGAUCGCCUACCUGCUUUUUGCGGCAUUCUGGUUCUGGCAUCAGCACGAGCUCGUCAAGUACUCCUCGGAGCAUCCAGCCGUCAGCUACAGGGAGGCUUCUUUCAUGGAUGAGCUGGUGCCCGACUUCAACAUUACAAUCAUUCCUCUGACCAACUUCAACAGAAGCAAGUACAAUUGCCACAUGGGCCGGUCCCAGUUCCAAAUCUACUUCGUCGGCGGCAAUCGAAGUGUGUACAUCGAUACGGAUCAAGGCCCUAUAGGCCAUCUGAAAUGGCAGGACUUUGGAGGAGAUGCCAGGCAAACUGGGCUCUACUACACGGUUCUGCCACUACCAUUCCGCUUCGCUUUCCGAAGAAACUCUGCCGGGGCUGUGGAAGCAUACCAAAUAUUGAAAGAGUGGUGGCUGGAAGGCCUCAAGUGCCUUGAUGGCAAGACCUACCAGCCUACAGAGUGCCCUAGGGAGUCAUCACGCGUAGACUUCUAUUACACGUUCCAUCAAAACAAUGCCGAUGACUCGGGACACUGCGUGCAGGACAUUCACGACCUCUUCGUGACUUCGGACGACGUAAGUCAGGUGCUCAACGAGAGGGCACCUGCCAUGACCUCUGAUUUGGCGGCUUCGCCAGGGAGCAUCGUGCCGAUUCUUGUAAGGUCAUUCAAAGGUGGUGUGUUUAUCCCAGCAAAUCCUGCACCUGAUAGGCCGUCAUGCCGCAACAUUUUGCCAGUGACGACGGUCGAGACUGAUUGGCUUGGUAAGUUGACAUCUGAAGCUGACUUCCGCAACUCGAUGCACGCAUCCGUUCAGGGACUGACAUUGGAUUUUAUGGAAGGCUUCUGUGGCAUGACAAUUCUCCCUGUGACAAAGCGGACGGUUUCAUACUACGUGCAGUACAGACCUAUCGACGCGAUGACCCAUUGGUUCACGGUUAUGCAUGCGUGCUUGGCAGUCAUCUUCUGUCUCUUUAAGUCUUCGCCACAAGUUCCCUAUUACUACAGACGAGGGCGAUGGGCCGAUUCUUAUCGAAAGUUGCUUGAAGCUGGUGCGCAUGAUCUCCAGCUCCGAGACGCGGAAGAUCCGAGAGGAUCGCCUGGAGGUCUCGAGUUGUUGGAGGCCCCAUCGUGA